GCAGGAGGGUUUGGUUAUCACCGGGAAACGGCUUGACUACGUAUUUUAAAAUUGGUAGUUGUUAAGAAGCAAAUGCUUUUCGCCAUGUUACCCAUAUUCUGCGAAACAGCUGCAAUACGUUUUUGUCGAUAGUUUGCAUUUUUAGUGGAAAGGCAGAUCAGCAUACUGAAGGGGAAAGCUUGUUUAUUCCUGCACGCACAUGCGUGUGUUUGCAUGGAGGCAAUGGGGGAGGGGUUGUUGGAGCUUAAGCAGUGCUUUCCCUUACACACUGCCUCACGUGUCGGAGCAUCUCUGCCGAGUUUACUUCGACAAGUGUGACGAUCACUGUGUUUCUUGACAUGCAUGUAAUUCGCGACAAGAUCGAAACUAAGCAGGGCGAGUAGGAAAUGCAGAGUGAUCUCAGAAGUGACGCCGAGAAGCCAGCAAAGAUGACUCGAGAUUUCAAACCAGGGGACCUGAUUUUCGCCAAGAUGAAAGGCUAUCCCCACUGGCCAGCCAGGAUUGAUGAAGUUCCUGAUGGAGCUGUGAAGCCAUCCAAUGCCAAACUUCCUAUAUUUUUCUUUGGCACUCAUGAGACUGCAUUCUUGGGCCCCAAAGACAUCUUUCCUUACCUGCCAAACAAAGAAAAAUAUGGUAAACCUAACAAAAGAAAGGGUUUCAAUGAAGGACUCUGGGAGAUUGAGAAUAAUCCUAAAGUCGAGCUGUCUGGGCAAAAGGUCCCUGCUAAACGUGCUCGCUUGGCUGUGGCUGACGCUGAGGGUGAGCAAGAGGAGACCGAAGGGGUCAUGGAAGAUUCGGAGCUCUUGCCCGAGUCUGCCGAUGAUACAGCACAAAAGGGAACUCCAGAAACUCCAGUAAAAGCCAAGAGAGGGAGAAAGAAAAAGAGUGAAGUGGAACAAGACUCGGAGAAAGAGGAAAUCCCUACCAGCCCAACUUCAAGCCCUCCAGGCAGUGAGGUACCCACUCCCAAGCGCAGAGGGAGGAAGCCAAAGGCAGAGAAGAUGCUGUUACUACAACAGCAGCAGCAGAUGGCCCCCACUGAUCCCCGCAGCUCUGGAAGUGAAAUGGAUUCCAGUGAGGCAGACAAGAAAAGGAAGCGAGGGCCAGAAGAGAAGCCUGCCAAAAGCCUGAAGCCAGAGGAGGAGGAAAAGAAAACUGAUGGCAGAAAAAGGAAAGAAGAAGAAAAAUCCAAGGAGGCCAAUGGUAAGAAAGAGCCUGAGGCCAAACGGAGGAAAAAUGCAAAAGGGGAAACCUCGUCUGAGUCGGAGGAAGAUGAGGAGAAAAACAAGAAUGACAGGUUUUCGGCAGCCAGAAGGCGCAAUCUGUUGAAAUCGCAACAGGACUCCUUAGAGAUGGACAGAGAUGAGCGGCGGCGCAAACAGGAGGACCAGAAGGCAACUGAGCAGGGUAAAGACGAGGGAAAGAAACUGGAUGAAAAGAAAAUGGACAAGAAAAAAGAUUUGUCAACAGAGUCAAGGCUGCAGAGGCUGCACGGGGAGAUCAAAAUAUCACUGAAAAUCGACAGCCCUGAUGUGAAGAAGUGUAUUGAGGCGCUGGAUGAGCUUGGUACACUCCAGGUCACCACACAGCAUCUGCAGAAGCACAGCGAGCUGAUUGCAACUCUCAAAAAGAUUCGCAGGUUUAAAGCCAGCCAAGACAUAAUGGACAAGGCAACAAUGCUGUACAACAAGUUCAAAACCAUGUUCCUGGUGGGGGAAGGAGACUCUGUCAUCAGCCAGGUGUUGAAUAAGUCCCUGGCCGAGCAGCGGCAGUAUGAGGAAGCCAAGAAGGGAGGCCUGAGGAAGGCAGAGGUGAAGGAGCAGACCACAGAGAGCAAGACUGUGAAUGGAGACGCUAACCUUGGAGAGAGCAGCCCAACCCAACAGGAACAGGACAAAGAGAAGCUCACAGAAGACCCUGGACUUGUGGAACAGAGCAAUACUGCGAAGGUGCAGCCGCAAGAAGAAUCAGCCUGAAGUACUUGCUGGUCCUGGCGGAAAGGUCAACCCUCUUUAUUCAGGAAGGUGUGAAGUUAUUCGAUUUUCCACGAGUUCUAAAACAUUGUCCCAUUUCAGGACCCUUUAGGGGGAGGAGAUCAGGAGGUCAUAGCCAGCCCUGUUUACUAGUUUUAUCCAGAAUUCUUUUAACAAAAUGUUUUUUUCUUGAGCAAAGUGUGGUUAUGUCCUACAGUUUGAGCCCAUAUUUGAGAUCUUUAAUUGUAAGUGUAAAUGAAAGUUUUAAAUCUAGACUAUUUUAUAUUAAAAUGUUUUAAAAACUGGGUAGUUCCAUUUUUCAAAUAUUUGCAUGUACAGCAUUUGUCACUUCCAUGAAAAACAAAACAAGGAAGCAGUUGCGAUAUGACAGUAUUUUCUAGAUUUAAAAAUAACUACGUACUGUAGCACUGUUCCACAAGUAAUUUAGCAUUUUAUGAAUGAGUUCAAUUUGCCAGUUGUUGAAAAGUAGAUAUAAGUUGCUGAUAAAUCUUAAGAUCAGAUACAUUAUAGUUCCUUUCAGCAGAUUACAUGGAUAAUUUUUACAUAGGUUUACUCAUUCUAAUGAAACUUUUGGUAAGUAAAAAUACAGCAAGUUGAUUAUUUUAAAUUUAUUUUAAGUAGUGGCAGUAAUGGCCUUUAAUUUCAGUAGGAUAGAGGUACAGUAAAACCAGAUUGUCCUUGUCGUUUUUGUUUUCUUUAUACCAUUAUCUGCUGUCCAAGACACUGUGACCCAAGUGUCCGGAGUGCUUAUUUGUACUUGUUUACUUUAUAAACAUACCUUUAACUUUUUUGUUAGUUUAGAUGUAUAUAUUUCUUUUUUGAAAGACAGUUACACUGCAUCACAAAAGCUACUGGAUGGUGUGCCAAAGUCAAUUGUUUUGCCAAGGUGGAGCUACUGUUAACUCUUUUUUGAAGUUGUAAGUGGUAUAAAUGUUUUUUUUCUUUUUUCCCAGUUGUUAUAUGUCAGCCUUUGCUGACACAUUUAUGUAAAUAUGGAAAGAGUAUUUUUGUGCCUGUCUUGAACCUGUUUUGCCUCCAUUAAUAAAGCAGUGACUAUAAACAACUCUG
Molecule: messenger RNA, 3062 nt
Organism: Lepisosteus oculatus (spotted gar)
Lineage: Eukaryota; Metazoa; Chordata; Actinopteri; Semionotiformes; Lepisosteidae
Gene: psip1a
Product: PC4 and SFRS1 interacting protein 1a
Source: RefSeq, a predicted model, not a curated record